AUGAAAGAUUAUUAUGGAAAUAUUGAACCGAAUAACUCGAGUGCACAUUUUCUUUUACACAUGACUGCUGCUGAUGUACUUGCAACGAAGUAUCCUAAUCAUGAAUUAAUGAAUGAACAAAUGAUUAUGGGUUUUAUGAUUGAUAUUGGUCGAACUGCAGGGAGAAAAGGAAAUAUUUAUACUGAUGAUGUUCUUCUAAAGGUUAUUUUAACAAUUGAGCACUAUUUAAAAUUCCAUAAAACAACAAAAAAUGUGAUAAAAACAGAUGAUGAAAUGUUAUCACGUUCAUAUGAACAUAAAAUUAGAGCAGAAUUAAUUGCUAGUGGAAUGGAAUACGAUGAAAAUACAAAUGAAGUUUUAAUCGAAUAG
Molecule: messenger RNA, 369 nt
Organism: Rotaria sp. Silwood1
Lineage: Eukaryota; Metazoa; Rotifera; Eurotatoria; Philodinida; Philodinidae
Source: the annotation of a GenBank genome assembly